Drechmeria coniospora is the source of this 546-nucleotide messenger RNA. RefSeq names its product beta-xylosidase. The record is from RefSeq and is a predicted model, not a curated record. The transcript has a single exon. Lineage: Eukaryota; Fungi; Ascomycota; Sordariomycetes; Hypocreales; Ophiocordycipitaceae. Bases 1 to 546 code for a protein of 181 amino acids.
AUGACCAUGAUGGGUCGCCAUCAACAACAACAGCAGCAGCAGCAACCGCCGUCGGCGGCUCCCAACGGCGGCAGCAACAUAGCCAACAUGGCCAACAUCACCACCACCCGCCUUCACCACCUAGCCCGCUGCAAUCCCCAGCUGGCUCACAAGCUCCGACAGAUGGCCCUACCCCUCUCCCCGCUCGUCCAGCUCACGACGGGUGCCGUCCACGCCCACUUCCCCCGGAACGUGCUGCAGUUCUGGCUCCUCACCGACGACCAGCUCGAGAGCCUCGCCGUCUUCUACCACCAGCGCACGCCCUGUUCCUGGACCACGCAGUAUCCCUGUCCCAUCGCCUGGCGCUCCGACCUGCCGCUCGAGGAGAAGCGCCGGCGCAUGGGCAGGUUCAUCGGCCUGCGGGGCUGCGACGACGCCGGCUCGCCCGCCGACGUCGCCGCCAUCAUGGGCGGCUUGCGGUCCGAGGACGAGAUUGCCGAGGACACGAGGCUGGCCGCCGCCGCCGCCGACGACGAAGUCUGGCGCCGAAAGCUGAACCCCUGGUAG